UCGGUGCAAAACUAUGAAACUUUUUAUUAAAUUAUCCUUAAAUAUGUCAAGAACUGAUGAUUUACUGAAAUAAAAUCAUUGUAGAAAUUAUGAAAUAUCUGGAAUGUUGCUCUUUAGUUACUACAAUGGUUUCAAUUGCUCACGUAAAUCGUUUCUUACAUCUUUCUUCACAUUUAAGACGCUUUUUAUGCACAGAAACCAAACCUUCAAAAAAGAGUGGAGUAAAGUUUCCUGUUCCUGGCGUUAAAAAUAUUAUUGUCGUUGCUUCUGGGAAGGGUGGUGUUGGAAAGUCUACAACUGCAGUGAACCUUGCCUUGGCAAUUAGCAUCAAUGAAAAGAACAAAUUGGUUGGAUUAUUGGAUGCUGAUGUAUAUGGUCCAUCUAUUCCACACAUGAUGAACCUUGAUGAACAGCCUGAACUGACAUCAAAUAAUCUUAUGAAACCUCUUAUGAACUAUGGAAUAAAGUGCAUGUCUAUGGGUUUUCUAGUUGACAAAAAAUCUCCAAUUGUUUGGAGAGGUCCUAUGGUUAUGUCAGCUGUGCAGAAGCUUUUUAGGCAGGUUUCAUGGGGGCCACUAGAUUAUUUAAUUGUUGAUAUGCCACCAGGAACCGGUGAUACUCAUUUGUCAAUUUCUCAAACUGUGCCUGUAACAGGUGCAGUGAUUGUAACUACUCCUCAAGACAUUGCAUUAUUAGAUGCUCGAAAAGGAGCAGAAAUGUUUCGAAAAGUGGAUGUUCCUGUUUUAGGGAUUGUACAGAAUAUGAGUUGCUUUAUCUGUGCCAAGUGUGGUGAAAAAACUCACAUAUUUGGAGAAGAAGGGGCAGUGAAAUUAGCAUCAGAGCUUAAUAUUAAAAUAUUAGCUGAUAUACCACUACAUCUAUCAAUACGAACAAGUUCUGAUGCUGGCCAACCUAGUGUAGUAGCAGAUCCAAACGAUGCGAUGGCAGUUAUAUAUAGAGAGUUAGCACAAAAUGUUGUCAAAAGUCUUCCUUCAUAAGACCAGUUCAAGAAUCAGUAUUUAAACUCCAAUUAUUUAAUGCUGUAUAUAGCACAGAAAAUAUAACUUUGUAAAAAAGAAAAUAAA
This is a messenger RNA of Uloborus diversus, 1085 nucleotides long. RefSeq names its product iron-sulfur protein NUBPL-like (gene Nubpl). Gene Ontology annotation, cellular component: mitochondrion. NCBI's taxonomy places the organism in Eukaryota, Metazoa, Arthropoda, Arachnida, Araneae, Uloboridae. Gene Ontology annotation, biological process: mitochondrial respiratory chain complex I assembly; iron-sulfur cluster assembly. The transcript has 10 exons. The record is from RefSeq and is a predicted model, not a curated record. Gene Ontology annotation, molecular function: ATP binding; 4 iron, 4 sulfur cluster binding; ATP-dependent FeS chaperone activity. The coding region runs from base 90 to 998 and encodes 302 amino acids.